Messenger RNA from Oreochromis niloticus (Nile tilapia), 5290 nucleotides. It is a transcript of the gene dalrd3, whose product is annotated as DALR anticodon binding domain containing 3. Bases 220 to 1935 code for a protein of 571 amino acids. The record is from RefSeq and is a predicted model, not a curated record. Gene Ontology annotation, molecular function: ATP binding; arginine-tRNA ligase activity; tRNA binding. NCBI's taxonomy places the organism in Eukaryota, Metazoa, Chordata, Actinopteri, Cichliformes, Cichlidae. Gene Ontology annotation, biological process: arginyl-tRNA aminoacylation; tRNA C3-cytosine methylation. The transcript has 13 exons.
AGAUUACAUUUCACUAGUUCCGCAAAGAGAAAACAGGCAAUGCAGCGCAACAUCUGACAUCAACCAGCGAGCAACCGUGCGGCUAGCGUAACCCAAAAUCUGGCUCAUCUUCGCCCGUGUCAACGCGAGCAGCGGGACGACGCCUUGACACAAGAUAUGAGGAGAGGGUGAAUGAGCUGACUGGUAGAAAGCUCACCUGUUUGUGCUGUGGUGGUGGUGAUGAUGGAGAACAUCGAGGAGCUCUCGCCCCUUCGCAUCACCCCUACAGUCCGGGCUCUGAGCUCCGCGCUGCGGGGGAAGCGUGAAGAUGUCCACGGUUCCAGCCGUGUAAACGGUGACAGGGUAUUCCCUGAACCGGAGAAGCUCUGGUUUAAGGAGAGCAGCGCUAAAAAUCUACGAAACAGGGACUUCUUGUCGCCGACCACGAUGCUUAACACGCUGUACGCGGACGGACAGGUCCCUCCAGCAGUGAUGUCCAGAGUGCUGUCCCUUCGUGGUAGUGGGGUUCUCCCUGUGGCUGGUGGGGAGGUGAUGGGUGAAGGUCUAAGGGUACGGGUGGAUCGGGCUGCCACAUUCAGGGCCGUUCUGGGGGGCGGAGCUGCAGAGUACCUGAAGCCCUUGAGUCAGAGGCAGGGCUGUGUGGUGCUCAACUGCCCCGCACUGCACCCUAAGCCCAACACACCCAGUCCUGACACAAUGAGUUUAGGCCAGCUGAGGACUGUUCUUCUGGCUGACCACAUGGGGGCACUGCUGAGAAGACAGGGAUAUGCCGUGUCCUUCUGCCCCACACUUCCUGAAGACAGCGACAUCAUCAGUUUCCUCCGAGCUCUGGGAAUCGAUUGGCCGACAGCCCCGGCUAAUUGGACGAAUGAAGAGCGGGAGGAGAAGAUUCAGGACUCGCUAGAGAAGUCUCAAUACAGAGAGAGGGAAAUGGAGAGAGGCAGGAGAACUAGCGGAGGGGGAGGGAGGAAAGCAGAGGAGGGAGAGAACGAAGGAGCGCUCAGGAUCAACCUGAAGCGAGUUUUUCAAGAGGAGGGGCUGCCGGGAUACGACCCCAGCCUUGGCACCUGCACGGUUAACAGAGACGGCGUUUCCCAGUUGGCACAACUGGACCUAUCCACAGCUGACUGCACAGCAGCCAUGGUAACAGCGUUACAUGUGACUUCCUGUCAAGAUGAGUUCCGCCAGCAGCAGAUAGCAAUGCUGUGGAGAGCCAGCGGAGCCAAACACACACAGAGGCAUCUUGUUUGUGGGCCUGUGAAGACUCCUGGUUCACACCUGACUGCUGCACAGUACUUGCAGUUGAGAAGAGGUCAGAUGAAAGAGGCCUCUGAGAUGAAGUAUGGAGAUCAAGUAGAAGGUCAUACGUGGGAUGACAUCAUCAAGGUCAUGACCUCUGCUACAGUCAGAUUCGAGCUGCUGUCGACUGUCCACACUAGUCCUGUGACGCUGGACGUCAAGAGGGAAGGCGGUGUGUCGACCAAGGGGCCCAGAGGAGGAGUGUUUGUGAUGUAUAACUGCGCCCGAUUGCACACUCUGUUCGACAGCUACGAGAGAGGAGUGGAGAAAGGUCUUUACCCAGAAAUCCCAGAGGACUCCCAGCUGGACUUCUCUGCUCUGAAAGAAGAGGGUGAAUGGCUCCUCCUGUUCAAUUACCUCAUUCCAUUCUCGGAGCUGCUUGAACAAUCGGGACAGGCACUGGAUAGCGAAGGGGGUGGAGCCAGAGUGAACAUAAAAACUGAACAGAUCUGUAAAUUUCUCGUGUCGCUCAGUAAAGACUUUAGCUCCUACUACAACCGGGUCCACGUGCUGGGGGAGCCACUGUCUCAUCUCUUCAACCAAAUGUUUUGUCGUUUGUAUCUGCUGAGAGCAUUGAGAGAGCUCUACCACAGCGCUCUGGACACCCUUAACCUUCCCCCCAUCAGGCAACUAUAGCCCCGACAUAAUUCGCCCACCCUUCACUGUUGGCUCUACCUCCCUGCCUUCCCUACACACACACCAUAUCCAUGUGUAUUGUGUGUGUCUAGCUGACAUCUUUUUUGGCAAUAUUAAAACAAAUGAUGACAUUUCACAUGCCCACUGUCCCGCUUCUGCAUUUCCCUGUCAGUGUAUUGUGACAUAUUCUAACUGUCUGGUUAUUUCAAUGAAUAGUGUAACUACAGUAUAUAAAGUGAACCCUGUUCUGUUUUUUCUGGGCUGAAAGAUUUUCUUGGAAAAUUUGAGCUGCUUGUAUGCUGUAAAAGAAAUAUUUUGACAUUUGGGUUGCUGCUUAUUUGCUUUCUUACUGACUGAUGAGAAAUUCUUCCUUGUCUCAAGCUGUGUGCUUUUGUACUUAGAAUCUAUUCACACACUUACAAAUACAGCUACAGAAGUGCUGCAUAAUUACCUGUCAGCAACCAGCAGUCAUUCACAGCGAUGGCAUGCCAAUUGCUAGUUAGCCAGCAGCGGCAGCUUUUUUUCUGAUGAAUAUGGUUUGGUAUUUCUUGGAGUUUAUGCCUGUUACAGUGUCAUUUUCACUAUUAGAAAUUUUGGCAAUAUAUUUGCGGUCAGAAGCUUGCAAAACAUAGCUGCUAGCAGUUCAUGUUCUUUAACAUAAAAUGCAUAACUUGCCGUUUUUGAUUUGAGAGUUAGCCAGUUAAAUUCACUUUACAAUACACACUACACUACACUAAACAAGUACUUAAGGUAUAUAGUAUACUACACUAUGAUAUACAUAAUAUGCUACGCAAGACAUAUUGCUUGACACCCUUUGGAUGUAUAGAAAUUUGAAGCUAUUAUAGCUAGUUAGCUUUCCACAGCUAGUUAGUUAGCUAAUUAGCUUAACACGAGUGAGAAAAGAGCGAGCCUGGCUCUAAAUCAAGAUAACAAAGUCCAUCUAUGAAUUUUUAAAGUGUGCUAAUUGGAACAUUAUAACUUGUUUGUUUCAGUACAAAAACUUGGCAUUAAACUCAGUAUUUGGAAGGGGUUGGAUGGUUUCCUGGAAACCUCCAGUUGCCUGGAGACACGAGUAAGCUACUCAUGAUGUUGGGUUUUUUUUUGUUUGUUUGUUGUUUAUUUUAACUCUCAAUGAGAAAGCAAGUAAGCACAUUUUCCCAUAUUGUCAGAAUCUUUCCUUUAAUUUUGGUUUUGUUACUACAUAAUGGAGAAAAUGUCUUUCCCUUAAGCACAGCAAGCGUCAGGAUCUAAAUCGGUUAGAUUGGCAGAGCUGGGAUGCCCUUUUGAAUCCGCUAACCAUAAAUUAAAUGUAUUUGUCCUUUUUACAUAAUAAUCCCCAAAUCUGAACUAGCCGGUAGCUUUAUUUUAUAUUUAGUGCCAAGUUAUAAUUAAGGUGUUUGUCUCAACUGAUCUGUAUUAAGACUUGCCUUAUUACUUAUUACCCGUCUACUCAAUGUCACCAACAACAGUUAAAUCCUCUUUAGAACACAUGUAAGUGUUUGGUCACUGCCUAAAGGAAGAAAAACAACUUUUAUGAGUCUUGUCCAAGUGUUAAAGGUCCCCAUUCAUGGAAAUCUACCACCUUGUAUUUAUUUACACUUAGAAAUAUUUAUUGUCAUAAAAAAUAUAGAGAAAUGUACAGAAUAUAUAUUCUUCAUCUGAGUCUUAAUCACUGUGUUCACAUGAUUAUUAUCCUGCUUGACAAAUCACAGAUGUUACUAUGAAACAGCUGUUUCGGACAGUUAUGGACAAACAUAAUGCAUCGUGUCACAAUCUUAGGACAUGCAUGAAACGGCAUGAUAACAAUAUGUAGGACUUUUAUGCCAAAAAUGCUAUUUGUAAAUUUUGGGAGUGAAAUGAUAAUGAUCGAACAUUGAUCCCUCAGUUUUUGUUGUUUGUGACCAAAAAAUGUGCCAUAGCAUUUUUUUUUAAAAUUCUAUGAUAGUACAGUCGAGUGUCAUUGAUCACAAAUAUCUGACAGAUUUACUUUUCACUGCAUGAAAUGUUGUUUGACUCUGUAAAUGUAUGAUUUAAAAAAAGCAAACUUUUUUCCGUUAGUUUUAUAUUUUCUUUAGAAAAGGGAAUGAGACGUUUACAAUGUGUUGUUUUUAUUUUAGUAGCUGUCCUGUUAGCUGCUGCUGUAAUUACCACAGUAUUAAAACAGAGGAUCUGCAGAGAGACUGUCAUGUUUUCCUCUUACACUCUACACUUCUGCACUACAGCCAUGUCUAAACAGAACUAUGCUGACUUACAUUAGCUUUAUUUUUCUCUUGCUGCCAUGUUUGCUGCCUCGGGCCCCAACACCUGACCUCGGUCGCCCAUCCUUCAUUCUGUUUUCAGUCUUUUAUGCCGACUCUCUGCUUAUAGGCCCUGUUUGUUAUUUUAUUCAAGGCUGUAUUAUACAGUGUAGUUGCACAAAUAGUCCAAGGACUUUCACAUUAUUUUUCCCCAUAAAAAGUUUGACACGAAGGCUUGUUGACUGCAAACCAGACAGCAAUAAAGAUAACUGCAGAAUUGUCAGGAAUGCAGUCAAACACUAACUUCAUCAGUUGAAUCUUUUGAUCAAGUGAAAUUCCAUCUGGAGACCUUGCUUUGCAUUUGCUGCAUGCAUUAUUUACAGCCGAGCUCCCACUAAUUCCCCUGUAAUGAAAAUCUCUGCACCUCUGACCCUUAAGUGUAUUUGUCCAUCUGAAUGUAAAUAACGAUGCCAAACUCUCGCCUACACACAUCUGUGCACCCACAGUUUGUGUGUGUGUUAUUUCCCCUUCUGCAGACUUAAAAAUAAGCAUGACAGACUCUCUCGCUGUAUGUUUGUCUCGAGCUUCAGUGUCUGACAGAUGGUGAUACUGAUACUGAUGUUUUAUAGAUAAAUCCUCUCGUGCUCUGCUCCCCGCUGCCCUUGGAUUCAACAAUAACUCACUCACUGCACAGAUAUGUACAGUUCACUGUGUGCUGCUAACAGUGAUCCUUCACUGAGGAUACAACCCCGCUAGUGUCAUGUGUAAUUUGCCUUUUUCCCUUGUGUAGCCCCCCUCUCCCUUUUGCUGAUCAUUUAUUUCCUCUUCUGACCCUCAUUUAUAGAAGAAAAGCGUUCAUUAACUCUGACUGAAGCCAAACCGAUGGUUUUAUUUGCUUUUAUGAAAUAGUUAUUGAGUCUGCAGUGCUCCAGGAAAAAUAAGACACCAUCUUGAUAUUUUAUAACUAAGGCCCUGUACUUUGUUGAUACCUUGCGACUUUAACCCCGCGCCUUCUUAUAUAUCUCUGCUGUCGAUGUAUACCUGUAUACCUGUGUACUGUAAAUGAUACACAACUCUGUCAUCCUUGUUUUGCUCAGUAAACUGGUAUGAAAACUGGA